AUGGAGGGAGAAAUGCAGCCCGCAGAUGAAGGGCCCUGUGCCCCGAAGAUGAGCCGACAACAACGGGGUCCCUACAGCACCCUGAAAACCUUCCAGAGCAAGCGGUCGGCGGGCAAGUCGCGGUUUGACAGGUCCGCUGUGGUCGAGGUGCCUGUCUUUGGUGAUGGGGGCGGACAUCACUUCACUUAUCACCCCGGGCAGCCUCAUCCCUUCCAGCCGCAUCAGCAGCAGCAGCAGCGGCUGCAGCUCCAGCAGACCAGCGUCACCAUCAGUAGCAGCCAGCAGCAUCACCCGACGCCACAGCAGCAGCAGCAGCAUCGUUUCCCAUGUGAAAGCAGGCCCAGCAGCAGGGUCCCGACAUCCACCUCAGCGACGGCGGGCAGCGUGGCGGCAGCAGCACUUGAUGCCCAGCAGCGGCGCACCAGCAGCGGCACGGCGGCGCACCAGGAGCCCAGGUACUCUCCUGGACGAGUCGCACUAAGCCAGGAAUCCCCAGACUGCACCUACGGUAUAAGCUCAGAGAAUCGUCUGAUCUUGGAUGCCUUUGCCCAGCAAUGCAGCCGAGUCCUAAGUCUUCUCAACAACGGCCGACUCCUGGAGCCGUCGUCCUCCCUCCCCUCUAACAUCAAGCAGGAAGAUGGGCCAGGGGAAGGUCAGGGGUUGCAGGGGGGCCACUGUUCCUCUCUGGGGAAGUCAAAACCUGAAGAAAGCACCUCCACCACGGACACAGAUGAGGAAGCCCAGCGAAGCCAUUUGAACCAACAACAAACCUCUGCCUUUCUGCGCGUCUUCACAGACUCCCUGCAGAACUAUCUGCUCUCGGGGCCUCAGCAGCAGCCGUCCCACCUGACUGCAAGCCUGGAGGAUGAGCCAUGUCCCCCAGCAGAGCCUGGAUCCGGUGUGUCUCCUCAGCGGCACAACCUGGGCGGCUGGAGCUCCCCAACUCCAUCAGAGUCGUACGGCCACCCCUCGUCCACUUUACCCGAGGAGGAAGAAGAGGAGGAGGAGAGCUGCUGUCCGCGCUGCCUGGAGCUGGAGCAGGAGGUGCUGUCUCUGCAGCAGGAGAAUGAGGAGCUCCGCAACAAGCUGGAGAAUAUACCAGUUCCCUGUCAAAAUGUUCUCGACUACUUUAAGACUGUUCUUCAGUUCCACAACCAGCUAGUCCAGCCGAUGCCAGAGGAGCAGCUCACGGAGGAAGAAGAACGGCAAACAGUCUUUGAGGGUAGUAAACAGCUCCUGGGGAACUAUCCGCUGUUCAUCACUAAUAAGCAAUGGGACGAAGCUGUCAACUCCUCGAAGAAAGACGGCCGACGGCUGCUGCGCUACCUGAUUCGCUUUGUCUUCACCACAGACGAGCUCAAGUACUCCUGCGGCUUGGGCAAAAGGAAGCGCUCCGUCCACUCAGGAGAGCCCGGCCUGGAGAGACGACCGCUCAACCCUGUCAAAGUCAGCUGCCUCAGAGAGUUCAUCCGGAUGCACUGUGCCUCAAAUCCAGACUGGUGGAUGCCGUCAGAGGAGCAGAUCAACAAGGUGUUCAGCGACGCGGUGGGCCACGCUCGCCAGGGCCGGGCCGUCGGCACGUUCCUGGGCAGCAGCGGCAGCGGCAGCAGCACCAGCAGCCUCUAUAUGGAGGGCUACGACGGCCACCUGUCACAGGACGAACUCUAUUUGAAAGGCUGUCAGAACGGCCAGGUGGAUUGAAGCUGAGGGUAAAAAUGGAAGACAAAUGCCUAAAAUGUAGCUGUACAACAUAUCCCAAAAUGCUGACUUUUUGGUGUCACUUUACACAGGGAAGUAAAACAUUCCAGAAGAGGUAUAUAUCAUAGGGAAUAUAAGCAGAAUCUCUUUGAAGUAGUCCUCUUUCUCGUAGUUUUGUAGCUCUUUUGCCAUUUUUACACCUUCUUUAAGUCUUUAAGGGUGCUUUAAAUUUUACACAAAAUUUGAGUCUUCCGUUUGCUACUUUUUAUAUGGUUUGAUGUUUGUAGCAGUCAUAUAAGUUUAAUUUGAGGGAUAGGGUGCAACCAAACACAGGGGGGCACGAGCAUGGGAUGGGAGUUUACUAUUUUUUCUUUUCUUUUCCACAUUUCACAAACGUAAUUUAAAGGAUAACACAUAACUUCAGCUGUUAUUCCUGUUGGAAUGCUGCCCAAGUCAGAGUCAAAUUUCUAAAAUACAGGCUGAUAUAUUUUUUUUUAGACAAGGCCUCUGUCCCCAUCUCUGACAUCCAGCCACCACUCACAUUAUGGAAACUAAUAUCUGAUCCUCAUGCAUAAAAUGACAUAUCAUUAGCUAAGCACCUUUAAUAACAACCCCUCUACAGGAGUGCCUCUUCGAAAGGUUUCGAGAAUGAACAAGUCAUGUUUUGUAACCUGGUUUUUCAUAUUUCUAGUCCACUUUUCCAUUUGAUCAAAGAUUGAGAUGUUAAGGGACUCAUUUCUGCAAAAAAAAAAAAAAAAAAAAGAAGUGAAGUGAAGUGAAGUUUGACAAAAUGUAGUCUAUCCAGUGUACAAUACAGUGUGUGUUGUAAAAGUGUUGGGUUGAAACCGGUUCUGGUCAGUGAUGGUGUGCCACGGCAGCCGUGUUGCAUCGAAACGUCUGAAAUUCCCACGGUAGAUUUCAAGAUAUGCAAUGAAAACUUUGCAACACAAGUUAGGGACUCUUGUCACCACUGACCACAUCCUCAGUUCUGUAAAACUCUGUAAAAGUGACAGAUUGAAAAGUAAUUCAUUAUUACUAUUAUUAUGAUUUUUAACAGUUUGAUAGUUAGCCUUAUAAAAUCUGUACUGGUUACAUGAUAUCUCCAAAAUUUGUUUUGAACAUCACAUUCCAACAUUACAUUAUGUUGACUUUUGUCCGAUAUUCUAAAAAUAAUACAAAAAUACAAAUUCAGAGGAAAAACUGGAACACAAAAGCUCAAACAGACUGUUUUGAUACUGAUGUCAGGUUUUAUGUU
Myripristis murdjan (pinecone soldierfish) is the source of this 2953-nucleotide messenger RNA. RefSeq names its product BEN domain containing 4 (gene bend4). Bases 1 to 1701 code for a protein of 566 amino acids. The transcript is spliced from 6 exons. Gene Ontology annotation, molecular function: DNA binding. The record is from RefSeq and is a predicted model, not a curated record. NCBI's taxonomy places the organism in Eukaryota, Metazoa, Chordata, Actinopteri, Holocentriformes, Holocentridae.